Molecule: messenger RNA, 651 nt
Organism: Aegilops tauschii subsp. strangulata
Lineage: Eukaryota; Viridiplantae; Streptophyta; Magnoliopsida; Poales; Poaceae
Source: RefSeq, a predicted model, not a curated record
AUGGCCCCGCUGGCCCCGCAAGUGCCGGCGCCUGAUGCGGCUGAUGAGGUCCCUGGUUCUUCUGCUCCAGCUGCUAUUCUGGAUCGUGCUCUUUCAGAGAUGACCCAGUUGCAGGCAGAUCUCCUGGGCGCGGACCCGCGCCUGGUGGCCGGGCGCCUGGAGCUGGACUCUUGCUGGCUUCACUCUGACCUGGCGGAGGGGUGCCGGACUGAGGAGUUCAAUGCGUACCUGCUUCAGGGGACCCUGCCGGAGAAGGAGGAGGACGCGGAGGAGCAAGGGCACGAGCUGCUGGCUGAUAUACAUGGCGGGGACUGCGCGCAUCACUCUUCAUCGCACACCCUCGUGGACAAUGCAUUCCGCAGUGGAUUCUACUGCCCCAUGGAGCUCAACGAUGCCACCGAGCUGAUAUGCUACUCCUCACUGGCACACCCCAGGAGCAACAGCCAGGUUGAGCGCGCCAACACGGAGGUCUUGAGAGGCCUCAAGGCAAGAACCUUUAAGAAGAAGCUCGAGGCCUACAGCAGGGGCUGGCUGGACGGGCUCCAGUCCGUGCUGUAUUCCAUCUACACCACCGCGACCAAGCCAACAGGACGCCUCGCCGGGAUGGACCACGUGCUGGGGGAGGAACGCUGCCGCCAAAUCGCGCUCUGA